Postia placenta MAD-698-R-SB12 is the source of this 1268-nucleotide messenger RNA. RefSeq lists its product as hypothetical. The transcript is spliced from 10 exons. Gene Ontology annotation, biological process: peptidyl-arginine methylation. The record is from RefSeq and is a predicted model, not a curated record. Gene Ontology annotation, molecular function: protein-arginine N-methyltransferase activity. Gene Ontology annotation, cellular component: nucleus. Lineage: Eukaryota; Fungi; Basidiomycota; Agaricomycetes; Polyporales; Adustoporiaceae. The coding region runs from base 39 to 1064 and encodes 341 amino acids.
CUCCCUCUCACUUUUCAAAAACUAGUUCUGCUUGCACGAUGGAUAGCGCAGGACCAUCCUCCUCUACUCCGAUGCCUGAUGUCUCGGCGGAUAACAUGACAUCUAGAGACUACUAUGCCGACUCUUAUGCUCACUUUGGUAUUCACGAGGAGAUGUUGAAAGACACUGUACGAACCGGCUCGUACCGCAACGCGAUCAUCAACAACCCCCACCUAUUCAAGGGCAAGACAGUGCUCGAUGUCGGCUGCGGAACAGGCAUUCUGAGCAUGUUUGCCGCGAAGGCUGGUGCUCAGCACGUCGUCGGCAUUGACAUGUCCAACAUCAUUGAUCAAGCGGAAAAAAUCGUCGAAGCCAACGGCUUCAAGGACACCAUCACCCUUGUCAAGGGGAAACUUGAAGACGUACCGCUCCCGAUUGAACAGUUUGACAUCAUCAUCUCUGAGUGGAUGGGCUACUUCCUUCUAUACGAGUCCAUGCUGGACACCGUGCUGCUCGCACGCGACCGCUACUUGAAGCCCGGAGGUCUGAUCUUCCCAGACAAUGCGACCCUCUACCUUGCUGCAAUCGAGGACUCCGAGUACAAGGAGGAAAAAAUCAACUUCUGGGACAACGUGUACGGGUUUGACUAUUCGUGCAUCAAGGAUAUUGCUCUCCGCGAGCCACUGGUUGAUACUGUCGACUUGAAGGCCGUCGUGACAGACCCUUGUAUGAUCAAGCAUAUUGAUCUUCGCACCGCCAAGAAGGAGGAUCUGACCUUCACUGCGCCAUUCGCUCUUAAGGGCACCCGAAAUGACUACGUCCAUGCAUUCCUUGCAUGGUUCGACAUUGCAUUCGAGUGCACUCACACAAAAGUCAAAUUCUCGACAGGUCCUCAUGCCAAGUAUACCCAUUGGAAACAAACUGUUUUCUACACACCUGAUACCAUCACAGUGUCUGAAGAACAGCAGAUCAAGGGGCGGCUGUCCUGUGCACCCAACGCAAGAAACCCCCGCGACCUCGACAUCAUAAUCGCUUACCAGUCGGAAGGCGAGCCUGAGGCUGAGAUACACUACAAAAUGUCCUAAUUCAUAUACAAUACCCAAUCUGUAUCGAUUCUGCAUUAAUUUUGCUGUCUCUAUCCACGCAAUGCAGGUAUUAGAAUGAUGUAUUACGACACUGGGCCGCGGUCGGCUGUACCGCAUUGCUCUACUCAUAUCUGUGCGCGAUAUGCAAUAGAUAUGGAUGUAUGCUAUGCUUUGGUGGACUUCAAGAGAUUGAUGUUGUAUAAC